AUGAACACCGGCGAUGGGCCAUUUGGGCCUGUCGUCAAUGGGACUCAAAUAGUCUUUUUCGAAUAUCGCCCAAAUAAGGCAGCUGGUCUGUCCUUCGUUGCCGUGUUCGGUCUCGCGACAGUGGCUCAUCUUGUAUACUUUUUCUGGCUCCGGGCUUGGUUCUUUAUCCCUUUCAUUCUUGGGGGCGUAUCUGAGGUAUUCGGUUACUAUGGUAGAGCGUUGGCCUCUGACGACCCUAUCAAAGUGGGGCCAUUCAUCCUUCAGAACCUACUUCUCUUAACGGCAACACCAUUUCUUGCUGCGACAGUUUAUAUGUCCUUUGGACGUGUAACAAGGGCACUCGAGGCGCAAUCAUACUCUUUCAUUAGUAUCCGAUGGAUGACCAAGAUCUACGUCUUGAUAGAUUUUGGCUGCAUUGCGAGUCAACUCGUGGGCUCCGUAUUACCGGCUUCCGGCAACGCUGACGCUAUCGAAAAAUCCCGAAUCAUUUUAAUAGCUGGUCUCGUCACUCAGCUGGCGGCAUUGUCCCUGUUUAUCAUCACCAUCUGGCAUGUAUACCGACGAAUCCAGCGGCACCUUCCUAUUACUCUAAUCAAAGACCCGUCGGUCUAUUGGCAAAACCAUUUCAGAGCUUUGGCAAUAGUCACAUUGCUUAUGAUCAUCAGGAGUCUUGUACGAUCUAUUGAAUUCCUUCAGGGGCAAGGAGGUUUCGUCAUCUCGCAUGAAGCUUUUAUUUACGUAUUUGAUGCCGCUCCGAUGGCCUUGGUCAUGAUCAUAUUCCUGAUCAUUCACCCCGCUAGACUUGUGCGUGAUGCGCGGCGUUUGAACCGCUCCGACGAUGAUCGUGUCAUGCUUAGUAGUCUAUAG
Molecule: messenger RNA, 867 nt
Organism: Hypoxylon trugodes
Lineage: Eukaryota; Fungi; Ascomycota; Sordariomycetes; Xylariales; Hypoxylaceae
Product: RTA1-domain-containing protein
Exons: 2
Coding region: 1-867 (288 amino acids)
Cellular component (GO): membrane
Source: RefSeq, a predicted model, not a curated record